Messenger RNA from Diachasma alloeum, 12038 nucleotides. RefSeq names its product RNA polymerase II elongation factor Ell (gene Su(Tpl)). Gene Ontology annotation, molecular function: cis-regulatory region sequence-specific DNA binding. Bases 623 to 2812 code for a protein of 729 amino acids. The transcript has 8 exons. Lineage: Eukaryota; Metazoa; Arthropoda; Insecta; Hymenoptera; Braconidae. Gene Ontology annotation, cellular component: transcription elongation factor complex. Gene Ontology annotation, biological process: transcription elongation by RNA polymerase II; snRNA transcription by RNA polymerase II; positive regulation of transcription elongation by RNA polymerase II. The record is from RefSeq and is a predicted model, not a curated record.
UUACGUACACGACACAGCAGACCUUUCUCUGUGUUUCCAACAUCUCAUUUGAAACAGUGAAGAGCUGUAAAGAAACCUAAAAAUAAUUAUCUAUCCUUCAUCGAGAAAUGGAGAAAUAAGUUCAUUAAAACGUCAUGAAUAUGUAAUCAACGGGAAAACCUUUUCUUUUUUUAUGGUGGAUCAGAAGGGAAAUAUUGUGAAUCAAAGUCGUCUGGUGGAGAUCUGCCAGCAGGUGAAGUACGACAGGGGGGUAGGAGUGGUUUAAAGACGAAGGAAAGUGCGUGAAAUUAGUCUAAUAACGUACAUAAUCAAUCGAAGAGAAUAAAGUGUUCAAAAAUCAGUACAUAAAAAAGGAAAAAAAUUUUGAAUCUUGUGAGACGUGUUGCGAAAAAAACGGUUUUUCAAGUUCCCAUCGUCACCCAUUGGGAGCUACAGUUGUUACAUUAACCUCAUCAUUAUUCAAACUCCAUUAAUUCAUCGAUAAUUUAGUUAUUCGGUGAUUGUGAAUGGAUUCAACGAGGAUAAUUGACUGAUAUAAACGAGGAAAAAAAGAAAAAAUCUGAGUGUUUAAUUGACUAGCCGACGUCAGCUGGUCUUUCGGCGUGAGAGAAUCAAGAUAGAAAUGGCGGCGCUGGUGGCAGGUGUCCAGUAUGGUUUGUCAUCGCACAACAAUUUUCACGAGAAUAAGUCUCUUAUAUUCGUUAAAUUAACUGAUUCCGCCCAACGAGCUAUCGAGGAUUUUCUCAAAAAUCGGAAUAAAACCAGUCAGAAUCCUACGAUACAAUUCUCAGGAAACGAAGGGCAAUUAUCAUUCCCAUCUUCUCAAUCAAGCCAUGGGUCUGCGGGUUUCACGUUCACCCUCUCUGGGAAUCAAGACAUGGAGGGUCCCCAGGGUAGUUUCGAGUGCAUACAGCAGGCUGGGCACAGAUCCCUGCAGAAUCUCGGAGCAUUGCCAUGCAAAAUGCGAAUACAGGCAAAUGACGAUGUGUAUGAGGCGACUAGACAUCGUAUGGCGGCGGUCGAUCAGAAUAACAAGACUAAAUGCACCAGGGUGAUAAAGGCAAGUGGUCCAGAUAUAGGGCGAAAAGUUAAAGUGAAAAGUACGGGUCGAACGAUACCACCACCACCAGCAACUUCGAGGCAUCGCGAAACAACGAGCAUUCCAAGUUCCAUGAGUCAAUCGUCUAGGCUCAUACCCUCAUCCGCAAUGCCCCGAUCUCAUGCAAUGUUCCAUUCAUCAUCGCAAGCAACUACCAAUUCCAGUUCUUCGCCCUCUUACAAGUCAAUAUCUAAUAACAAUCCUCUAACGCGUCAUCAACCUGAAAAGAAAAAUAGUGAACUUUGUAGAAGGCCAUUGAGGGAACGACUCAUCCAUGUGCUGGCAUUGAGGCCUUACAAAAAGCCGGAGCUUUAUGAUCGCCUUAAUCGAGAGGGAUUGAAGGAUCGUGAAAGAAGCGCAAUAACGAAUAUCCUAAAGCAAAUAACUAGCAUGAAGGAUAAUGCUUAUGUUCUGCAAAGGCACGUGUGGAACGACGUGCAGGAAGACUGGCCAUUUUAUACUGAGCAAGAUAGAGCGACAUUGAAAAGAAGAAAACCCCAAAAUUUGACUCCACCAGGGUCUAGCGAUUGUUCAAGUGGAAGUGGAACAUCGCCGAAUUCAACUCAUCCAGGCUCACCCCCCGCAAUAAUCGCCCCACCCCCCAACCUAAAGCGCCCAGGUUACCACCAAGGUAGCGAUGGAAUAACAACCAAACGUCUCCGAAUAUCUCACUACCGUAAACCGGAGCCAAGCAGCGUGACAGGUGGCUCAAGUGCCAAUAGAGAAAACAUAAGGACACCAAAUAUUAGUUCUGAUAAUGUGAUGAAAAAUGAGAAUGAUUGGGAUGUCCCAAGACACCAACAACGUGAACGUACCGAUAAUCGUCCUGAGAGAUCAACGAAUAGUGAAACAAAUAGUGGGAUAACGAAUAAUCAAACAAAUACCAACUACGCGAGAAAUAAGUCAUCAACAACACCAACGAGUGAUGUUGAAGAAGUCGUCAGUGCACGUUACAAUCAGGAAAUAUCAACAUCAAGUGCUGCUACAAGUAGAAAUCAAUUGCAAAGUAAUUACAAAAUGUCUGUCAGUGAUAACAGUGAUUUUAAACCAGCAACAAGUGGUAGUUAUAGAGCUAGUCCAGUUGGUAAUGGUGGUAGAAAGGAUGAUCGUGGUCGUAAUGAUAAAGAUAGGGAGCAGCGUAAAGAACGUGAACAACAUGAUAAACGUGAACAAUGUGAAAGAGAUAAUAGUGCAUCUGGUACGAAAUCCUACAACGAAUUCACUAGUGCUGGUACUCCCAGUUUAACUGUUAACAAUACCACACCCAGUUUGUCAUCACCAACUGUAACAUCUGGUGAAACGGAAGAGCCACCAACUGAUUGGGCAGCGAUCUAUCCUCCCAUCAGCACACCUGAAGAAAAAAUACGUUAUAAAGCGAUAUGGAGCAGAGAACAUCCUUAUUACAUGGAGAUGUACGAUCAAAUUGCGAAGGAAGUUACAUUAAUCCAUCGUCUGAAUGCACUUAAAGAGAAAGAGUUAGAAAAGGGGAAUAAAGAAAAAGCCAAGGCAAUUUCUCAACAAAUCCAUGCUCAAUAUUAUCACGUCAGAAGUGACCACGCGAUACGAAGAAAAAAAUACAAUGAGUUACAUGCCAAAUUAACACAAAUAAAAGAUAUGGUUGAAGACUGGGAUAUACGAUAUAUGAAUAGCGAGGAUACUGGAAAUUGCCCCUAUGAUGAUCACAUUAGAAAUGAUGAUAGAUUGAGAUACUGACAUAAACUCCAAUUACUAAUAAAACAGUAUAAGAAAUCUGAUACUUGGAAUAAUCGGUACGUCAUGGAGAUACUUGCAUUUUAAUUUGAGAUGAAAAUCCAGUGUUAUAGACGAAUGAAAUAUUUAAAAGUAAAGAGAAAGAACAAAUUUUUAUGGAUUAAAAUGAUUAUUCUUAUAGCGUCAUUCGAGAUGCCAUUAAAUUGCUAAGGAAACACGCAUGAAUAAUUAAUAAUGAAAGGAAAGGUUUCGAUGUUUCUUCAGUCUCUAAGUCUACUGGAGAAACAUACAAAGUGAAAACCGGUGACAAUCGGCAUUAAUCGAGGCGGUGAAAAUUGUUGUAAAUUCCAUCCGGUUUAUGAUGUGCCCACGAAAAAGUACUAAGCUAUCUAUAUUUGUCAAUCAUUGAGCGUCCGAGUGUAUCGUCCAUUGAAGAAAAAGUUGAGAAAAAAAAGUGCUGCAAGGCGCUGAUAUGUCCGGCAAAGUGCAUAGAAAACCACAAUGGUUCCCAUUUGAUUAAACGAAUUAAAGUGAGAAAGCUUUAAUGUGAGUUACGUAUCGUGAAGAUCUCGUGUGAAACUGAAGAGGAUUAUCCACAUUUAUCCAAUGUACUCAUCGUUAUGUUAUUUGAAAAUACUCCAUAUCAAAAGGAAUCAUCGGAGAACACAAUCUAGGAAUAAUGGUUCUACCGACUCUGCGUCUGAAUGAUUUUUUCUAUCAUUUUAUUCAUAUCUUUUCAACACGAAAAAAAAAGGAGAAAUGGAUAUAAAAACCAAAAUCAUAAAAGAAAAAAAAUAGAUAAAUGGGUCAUAUGUCGAUAUUGCAUGGUGACGCGACUGUGCCAAUAGAAAUCUUGUACAUUAAAUUGAAUUUUAAGAUAAUUAAAGGUUUAAACGAUCAUUAAUGGAGGUGAUAACAGCAGCCAAUGUCUAAUUGACAGUAAUAAUAACUUUAUAUAGGAGGAGAGGAAUAUUAACGUAUAAAAAUAAUUGUAGGAUUGAUGUAUGAAGUAUUCAAUCAGUUUGGAAUCAGUUUAUUUUAUUUUAUUACGAAUAAUUGUGGGGGGGGGGGGAUUGAUUGGACAAUUGUAAUUGUUGUACAGGAUUGAAUGAUGAUUGUUCAGUUAUUUACUUGUUAGUUGAUAUUUCCUCUCGAUAUUGCUUACCAAUCAUCGUUUUGUUCUAAUGAAAAUAUCGAUCGAAUGAUUGUUCCAAUUUAUGUGUAAUCCUUGUUUCUUUGUCCCUUUGAGUGGUUGGUUGAUAUUUCGUUAUUGCUGCAGCUUUUGUUCACUCCAAUCAAUCCGUUUCUAAUGCCAAAUUUGCAAUAAGUAAUUUGUAACUAUGAAAACAUCUUCCAAUCUUCGGAUGAAUCAUCAAAUUUUUACGAUUAACUUCAAUUAUUAAUUAUUUCAAUAUCAAUUAUUUCUACCAUUAUCAUUGUUGUGCUUUUGGUUACUGGCAAUUAGUUUCUUUGAUGAUAUUAGUUGCAUUGAAGAUUGUAGUUCUUGAGUUUGAUUCGAAAAUUUUAAUUGAUUGAAUAAUGAAGUGGUAAAGAGUAUCUAUUGAUUUUUCUCUAUGUUUCAAAUCAUUUGAAUGAUUUUCGAAGGAAAUAGCAAAAGACAUUUUUGGUGAACGGAUAGAUUCACAAGAAAAAAUAUCUUUGGAAGGAAAACAUCACGCUAAGAGAUCACAAAAAAAUCACAGAAAUAUUGAAUUGUAAAUAAUGACAUUUUGCCACUUUACUACUUCAUUGAACUACGCACAUUUUUAAAUUGUUUUUGACUUGUGUUGCUCAUCGAUUGUAUUAUUAGGUAUUGAAGUGCAAACUCAAUUGGGUUGUGCAAAGAAAAGGGAAAGUAAAUGUAAAUUCUUUGUUAGAAAUUGUUAUUGAACAAAUUUCCAAUUAUUUUCAAAAGCAAGAUGUGAAAGGUAGAAAUGAUAUUAAUAGAAGUGACCUCCUCUUUUGAACUUCAAAACGAAAAUCUUCGUGGAAAAUUGAACGAAUGUAGUAGUUAAUGAAUUCAUUUCUCCUUAGAGGAGAAAAGAAUAAAAUGUUGAUAUGUUGAUGAAAUUGUUAGCCUGUUACGAUGUGUUGUGGCACAAUGGAUGUCUCUUCUUUGUUUUUCACAUGGUAAAAUUGAUGUUUCAGAUGGCUUGAUGCUAGUGAUGUUAAUAUAUACCACAAAAUAGUACAUAGUGCGCCGGGGGAGGAAAGUAGGCCACACUGGACCACGUGUGGAUAGCCUCCUGGCCUCCCGAGGUGCACAUACUAUUUUUCGUCUCUUUUUGCGGAAAAUUCGACCAAAAAAAUGUAAAAAAUAGAGGGUUGAGGAAAAAGUUAGAGAGAACAUUAAACGAUUCAUCGAGAAUACAUAAAUGUAUAUAACGGAUUCAACAUUUAAGGCAACGCAUUUUGAAAAAUGAUAAUUCAUUGGGAAAAAUUGCCAAAACAUUGAAACAAAAUCAUUCUAGAGAAAAGAAAUAUUUCUUCAAUAAAUUAUUUUCUAUUGAAAGAACAAAAAUGAGUGGAACCGGGGUAAAACGGGAUAUUAGAAGCGAUGAGCUUUUUCUCUUAUUUGUAUUCUGUUAAUAGAAAAUAAUUUAUUCAAAAAACAUUUUGUUCCAAUAUUUGGAAAUUCUUGUCCAAUCAGUUAUGAUCUUUUUUUCCUACUCUAAAACUGUAGCGUAACGCUCAUUCCUCGAAUUUCAUUGGUCGAACAUUUGGAUCCGCCCGCACGUGAUCGACUUCGGUCGGCUUUCGGUUUUCGUGUCGCGAUUUGUCUUUAACACGCGCGCUCAAGCCCGCGAUCGUUUAGUUAAAAAGUUUGAUUUGGUUCGACUAAACCGUUCUAUCAGUGUACAAGACGAUUUCUUAAACGAAAUUUAUAUUCAUUUUUCUGUAUGAAAUACACUAGUCUUUCAAAGUGUGCAGUUUUAAAUUUGGCACCCGACGGUAUUCUCUCAUCCUCUUAAACAUAGAAAUACAAACUUUUGGGUCUGACUAUUCUCCGAAUGAUCGAAAAUUGAGGAAUCUUUCAAAAUGGGAGGCAAUCCUAAAAAAUAAAAGAAAAUAGUGGAUAGAAUGCAAUGAAAAUUUUUCGCAAUCCAAUUUUCCUUAAGAAAACCAAAAAUUAUUCAAGAGAAUUACAUUAGAAAAUAUUAAUAAGAGAAUUAUAGGGAUGGACCUAGUGCAUCCCUAGUAAGCUGGAUCAAAUCUUUCCAAUGGCUGAAUAAAAAAUUGUCGUAUUAAUGUUGAUUGAUUGCGAUGAGACAAUUUUUUUAGUCAGUAACAAAAUUGGGUCAUCGUUGAUAGAGAAUUGAGCCUGACGCGCGUGAGAAAAUUGGUAAAAUUCAAAUAUAUAAAUUUUAAUGAAAAAAAAAAACAACGUCAAGUGAGGUUGAAACUCAUAAAGAAAGAAAAUUUUGAAAACAUUCAGGAGAGAAUUCCUGCGGAGUCGCUAAAAAAUUUUGUUGAAAUUUCACUAGAUUUCUACUGGAAAUCUACUGGGAAAUCUAUUUAAUUUUUGCCAACGUCUGUUAGAAAUUCAGUAGCUUUUUCGUCCAAGUUUUAUUUAAAUAUUUAGUAGAAUAAAUCACGAGUUUUCUUUUAAAAAAAAAGGUCAACUAGAUUUAAUAGAAAAAUCAAAGUCGAUUGAUUUUCUUCUAUCACAUAUUUCCUAUUUAUUUGUAUAAAAAAACCGCUCAGCAAAUCUUCUGAAUUCUCCAGAUAAAUCUGCAAAGUACGAAUAAAAUUUCCUAUUUAAUUUUGCAAAAAGUUUCUAGCGAUUUCACUAGGUCAUCUCUUGAAUUCUUUCCAUUUAUGUGAGCGAUUUCUCUUUAAUAAAAAUUCAAGUCCUUGGGCAAGGAGGGAUCUCUAUUGCGUCUCAUAGAAUUUAAAUCUGCAUUUUUUUUCAUAUUUUCCAUAAUUUUCUCCUUUUAUUUUUGAACAGUUCCUCCAUUUUAGGCGAUCUGGUGGACAGCGGUCCCCAUUCCCAGGUCUUGAUUUCUACUCUCAGAAAAUCGAAGGUCAUCAAAAAAAAAAUCACAUAGAGCAACGGAUAACAUGAAAAAUAAUUGACAAAUGAGAGUAAUGAUUUCUAGGGAAUGAACUGCCACUUGCUUUCUGUUGAAACGAGAGCAAAGUCGAAUUUACACAUAAGAGACGAAAUAUUUUUUUCAUUCUUUUUUUCGAAUCUACGCAAUAUUUUUCAUUGUAUAAAGCGCCGAUGUCGAAUUUUUAAGAUGUUACUAUUGUUAUAAUUCGCCAAAAGAUCUGUCUUGAAAAAUUUGACCUAAGCAAUAGUCAUUACACAUUAGUAUUGAAUAGGCCGGAGAUGGUCCAAAAUCGAGUCGUGUAACAUUUUUCAGAUAUCUUUGGUAGAAAAAAGUUCAGAGGCAAAUGUUAAACGGGAUUGCACAAUCUUCAAGCGCGGCUUCCAAACGUUUUUGCAUGAGCUGAAUAAUUUCUGAAAUAUGCGCGUAAUCAUUAGUAGAUGAAUUUUAAUUCUUAUCCAUUGUCAAUUAUGAAAUUAUUUGACUAAUGAGUGAUGUGAGGAGAGAAUGCCGGAAGAUUUCUAUUUGUUGAAAAUUCCAUUCGAAAUUUUGUGAACUCAUCUCCUUUCACAUUUUGCGACGCUCUUUGAUUCAGCAAAAAUGGCUAAAGCAUUAUUCCUUCAAUUUUUGAAAGAAUUAGAAACACGCUGAUUUGAUAAAUUUAUCAUCAUUUUUUGAAAAUUCACAUUGAAAAUCGUGAAUUUUUUUGUAGAAAAUAAUAGUUGAUGGAACUUUCAAGUGCCAAUUAUAAUGAAAGCAAGACUAACGAUACAACCAUAUUAUACAUAUUAUAUUGGGUAACAAUUAUAUCUAAUUGAUUAAAGUCAGAUGGCAAGGAAUCAAUCAAAUAAGUUGAGAAAACACAUAUUGAUAAAAAUAAGAGAAUCUGGGUAACAAUAAUUGGCAAUGAAGAGUGAGUCGUGCACAAAGUGCCUCAGGUUCACCCGAUGAAAGAAAAACGAGAAUGAAUAGCAUGAAAUAGAAAAUAUUUACUCAAUUGGAGGAGGCAAAGUAGAAAAAAUUUCUAUGUUCUGAUUCUGGAGUUGAACGUUACCAUAAAUAAAUAUGUAAAAAGACGAAUAACCUUGUUUACUAUAAAGAAAAAUAUGAGACUCUUAUGAACAUUCGAGUCGAAGAAAAAAAUAAUAAUAUAAUAAGUUGAAGCGUGAAAGAACCGUUAACAUUAAAAGUAUGAAUGAAAAUUUAAUUUUUCUUCUGUGAUUGGAUGAGAAAAAAUCUUGAUCAAUUUUCACCAAGUACAUUAAUUAUUGGUAUAAGGCAUGAUAAAAGUUUCGUCCUUCGAUAAUCAAACAUCCUGUCCAGUUUUACACUUUUUAAAAAUGAGAAUAACAACUCAACAAAAUGUCUAGUUUCCACGUGUAAUCUACUUCAGCACUUUUGCUGACAAUACAAAUGUACAUAGGCAGCCUCAUUCAUGAUGAUGUAAAUAUUCUGCAUCUGAGGGAGUCAGUGUACUAAAGUUAAUAUUUAAAAAAAUAUAUAAACUUGAAUAGAAUCAUUUUUCAGGUUUUAAAAUUCUUAAAAAUGAUUUUAGACUGAAAUGUAAUUUUCUAGUUGAUGGGCAAUUGAUAUAUUGAGUCCCUUUUGCAUUUUCCUUUUCGCCAAACUUGAAUAUAACGCAAAUAUCAGUGAAAGAAGAAAAAAAUCAAUUAUUAUCGAAAAUAUCAUAUCGAAUAGAAAAUUCUAGAUAUUUUCAAAUUUCAGUGUUGUUUAAUUUUGACUCAAAUAUACACAUCACUGAAGUUUCAAUACUGAUAAUAAACUAGCAGAAGAAAGAGAAGAAUCAUAUUCGUUAACUGUAUUAAAUAAUUCUUUUUGACUGUGAUGAUAUUAUAAUUAAAGUACCAGAAUUGAUUUCUCUUCUCAAAUGUUAUGAGAUUGCUAUAGCAGUUUCAAAGGACUUUCUUUCUUAUUCAAAAAUGAAUUUUCGAGGCUCACAUUCAUUUGAAAGAUCAGGCACUAAAUGAUUACUUAAUUGAAAAAAUUCUCAUAUAUAUUCCCCUAUCAAACUCCAUUCAUUGUGUAAUUAGGUAACGAGAAUCUUGCUAUGUAGUCGGUUCGGGACAGAAUAGCACCAGACCUCCUUUUGUAAACCAUGGGAUUACAAAAAUGUCUCAAGACAUUUUCCCCAAAACCCCUUUCUCACAAAAAUGUUUCCAAAAUGACUAUCAACUCUGCCAACUCCUUGAAUCAUUGAACGAAUGUCAAACAUUAUUCUUUGAAUACUGACUUCGAGUUGUGAUUAUCUUCAAUUUUCCCAUUCAUCGAUUAAUCACUUAUAAUUUCUGAAAAACUCAUUUCAAUAAAUUCAUUUCCCAUGCUCCCCUCUCAAAAAAAUAUACCGUAUGUGUCACUGUUUCAUAAUUCAUAACGAAGAAAAAUGAGAAAACAUCAAGCAAGAUUAACUCUAGUUGUAAUUCUAAAGGAAAAUGAUUUCAGAAACAAUACAAAGGUACUUUCAUGGAUAACUAAUAAUCUGAUUAGAAAAAAAAGCCAUUGGCCUAGUAUCAGCGUGAAGGCCAAGUUACUGGUCCCCAUUGAUUAUUCAUUAAUUAUUAUUUUGUUGUGUGUUAUUAUUUGAUUUAAUUGUUAAUGCGAUAUAAUGGAAAACGUUGAUGAAAGAUGAAAAUAAUUACAAUGUGUAGAUAAACAACAAAAACACCCUCCUCCCUUUCUCCAGAAAGAAAAAAAAACUGAAAUAAUCUUUUAAUGACGACGACUGCAUUGCUCCCCUGACAAAGGCUCGUAUAUCCAUUAUAUAUAGUUAUAUUUGUAAUUAUUAUCUAUAUUAAUAUUCAUUACCUAAAGCAAACAAUGAAAUGAACAAAAAAAUUUAAUAAAAAGAAAAAUUAAAUUAAAAAAACGGAUGUAGCUGAUAUAUAUUUUUUUAAAUGAAAUGAAGAUGAAUGGGGACUUCAAAUAUUCUUGGAUAAUGUAAUCGAAGAAUUGCUGUAAUUAUCGAUAAUUGUAUUUCUAUGCAUUCGGAUUUCAUUGCGAAAAAUUCCGCUGAAUGGGCUGUCUCGAUUGCUACAAUUUAAAGAAUUAUUUCAGUGUAUUAAUUGAAAGUAAAAAUGUUUCUUUCUGUCACAUCAUAAUAAAGCUGUGAUAAUUACCAAUCACAAAUGAUUGAUGGGAACAAUUGUCAUUUCUUCUUAAUUAAAGUGGUAAAACUUAAUAGACGGAAUACGUUGAUUAUUCAUAUUCGAUAUUGGUAGAAUUAAAAUCAUUCUGGUACUAGGAACAAAAAGUCAAUUAAAUUCAUUAGUUGAAAAUUCUUCAAGGCUAAAAGCUAAAAUAACAGCUAAAAAUUUUUCUCAGCAUAAAUUAUCCCAAGUGAGUGCACAACCAACAGAAGAAUAAAAUUUGCCAUUUUACUACUUUACUAGAGAAUCAAUAACAAUGAGAAACAAGAACAACAGAUGAUCACGUAAAAUGAACGAACUAUUUAGUGGAAUAAAUGUAAUAUUUCUCACCACUUACGCCAAGCUUUAUAAAUCGUUUAAGGCCCAUUGUAAAUAAUAUUAUUAAUGAAAGCCUUCAAACAUUUUUUGUGCAGAUUGGUGCACAAUUAUGGAAAAUAUGUAGGAAAUAAUGAGAGUUCGAGGGCAGUGCCAAUUAAUAAAUCAUUAAUAAUGAAUUCGUAGCAAUUGAUGGCUUCAUAUGAACAUUAUAUCAGAAAAACAUUCAAUUCGAUCCCGAUUAUAUUUCUAAAGAAUGUUUAAAGUCCCUCUCAAAUGCUUCUUCUGUUUCUAUCCGAAUUUGUUUGUGCAUUCUUAUUAAUUGAAAGUUUGUUCGAACCAAGAGGGAAAAGUAUGAAGUGGAUGGACAAAGGUUCAUACCUCCUUGGAUUAAUAUAUUUAUGUUACUAGGCCGGAUAAAUCACGAUUCUAACUUCGCUUCACUCGACUAGAUCGCGAUUUUCGGGCCCGUAAUAUAAAUAGUUAACAUCACACGGCCCACAAAGUAUUUUCUGACGAAUGUGGUGGUAAUCCUCGCCUUCAGCUGGAAUUAUAAAUUCACAUUCGUCAGAAAAUACUGUAAUAAUGAUGAAUUUUACCAUCAUUUGAGAUUCUGUUCGAUUUGUCUAAUCAUGUGGGAAGUGGAGGAUGUGAAAAAUGUGUUGAAAAGAGUUUAAACGGACAAAGAAAUUGUUCCUCUCUAAUUUGUUAACAAAGAAUUGAUUUUAUUCGCAAUUCGAUGGGAAAUCAUUCAAUAAUAGCGAGAAUUCGAAGAAGGGAUUUCAAUGGAUUUAUAGAAUAUUAAAAAUUAUUUCUUGAUUCAAUUUAAUUCUUUGAUUUUUGUUGUGAGUAAAAGUUAUUAGGUGGUGAGUUAUCAUGUUAAGGAAACUGGUAAUUCAUUGAUAGUCCAAACUAAGUCUGUAAUCUAUCUUGACAAUAUUGUUUCUGAAACUAACAAGUUUUAGAGAUCAAUGUCAGAAGCCCAUUUCCCAGUGGGCUGGGAAUGUCACCAAAUUUUCCACAAACAAUUUCGAGCAUAUAGCUCAAGUUUUAACACUUGAGUGGAUUAUGUUUUAUGAAGUUAUCAUUUAUUUAUUCUUCAAUGAAUUUUCAUUUGUUCUCGAUGUUCAUUCAAGAGAAAUUGAGAGGAGAAGCCUAGUUUUCUUUCGUUUAAGCUCUUGUGAGGGAUGCAAUGAAACAUAAUAACAUCACAAAUGCGAUAUAAUUUGAUAAGAGUACGAAACAAUUCGUUACCAAUUGUUCAUCAUUCCCUACGUACACGAUUUUGGGCAGAAAAUUAGAAUUUUUUCAUGCCAGGAGGUAGCAUGACGAAUUGAUGCAGUUAUAAACGAAAUUGAUAUUUGGAAAAUUCAAAUCUUCAGAUUUUUUAAGAGUCGAAACGACGAAAUGGAUUUGGACAGAGUCUGCCCAAAUGGAGAAGUUUAAGAGAAAUAAAAAAACAGUAAGAAUACAUGUUAAAACUUGCCAAGCGCAUUGCACAAUGCACUAUGAAGACGGAUAACGCUGAGUAAAAGCCGAAAAAUAUAAAUAGACCGAUAAAUUACGGAAUCAACCGGAUAUACGCUGAAAAAAAUUUCACAAUAUAUUGAUGUAUAUAUUUUAAGUUUGUAUUAUAAAUAUGUCUCCAACUUAAUUUGUAUGAAAUGGAGAAUAUAAUUAAAAUGAUCAAUGAAGAAA